AUGCCUCAGAAUGACACUAUUGGUUUUCUUUUCUGUUUCUCUUCUUCCUUCCCUUCAUUUAUGUUUUCAGGUGGAAACAUCCUUAGGAGUCCAAAUCAAACGAUGGUAACAGAAUUCAUCCUCCUGGGUUUUGGCAACCUUCAUGGUCUAACGAUUUUCACUUUUAUGAUAUUUCUUACAAUCUAUAUAAUCACAAUAGUGGGAAAUCUCAUGAUCAUAGUGACAGUGUGGAUGGAUCACAGCCUUCAUAACCCCAUGUACUUCUUCCUAGGAAACCUCUCCUUCCUGGAAUUAUGGUACACCACCAGUGUGGUCCCAAAGAUGCUGAAAACCUUUCUGAAUGGCCACGAGACCAUUUCUUUCUCAGCAUGCCUUCUCCAGUUUUAUGUCUUUGGCUCACUAGCAGUUGUUGAAUGUUUCCUUUUAGCAGCCAUGUCUUAUGAUCGUUACAUGGCCAUAUGCCACCCACUGCAUUAUACAAGAAGCAUGAACUUCAAGGUGUGCCUUCUGUUUGUGAUAGGGUCAUGGGUUUCUGGGUUUCUCUCCUUGGUGGUCACUAUGCCCAUGGUUUCCAUGUUGCCCUUCUGUGACUCUAAUGAGAUUGAUCAUUUCUUUUGUGAUUUGGCUCCUAUUGUUAAACUUGCCUGUGGAGACACACAAAAAGUGAGGAUCCCUGCUUUCAUUAUUGCUUCCCUGGUGUCCUUUUCUCCAUUCCUUCUAACUGUUCUGUCUUAUUAUAAAAUUAUUUCCACAAUUCUGAAGAUUUCGUCAACCAAAGGCAAACAGAAAGCUUUUUCCACCUGCUUCUCACAUCUGACUGUGGUUACAGUGUUUUAUGGAACAUUAAUGGUGGUAUAUGCUGGACCUACAAGUACUCAGUGGCCAAACCUAAGGAAAGUUUUCUCUGUGCUUUAUAUAGUUGGGACACCAAUGGUCAAUCCUAUUAUAUACAGCUUGAGGAACAAAGAAGUCCAAAAUGCAUUGAGAAAGCUGUUGAAUAGAAAUGCUAUAUUGGUGCAUAGUAAGUGA
This is a messenger RNA of Euleptes europaea (tarantolino), 1029 nucleotides long. RefSeq names its product olfactory receptor 6F1-like. Lineage: Eukaryota; Metazoa; Chordata; Lepidosauria; Squamata; Sphaerodactylidae. Bases 1 to 1029 code for a protein of 342 amino acids. Gene Ontology annotation, cellular component: membrane. The transcript has a single exon. The record is from RefSeq and is a predicted model, not a curated record. Gene Ontology annotation, molecular function: olfactory receptor activity; G protein-coupled receptor activity. Gene Ontology annotation, biological process: G protein-coupled receptor signaling pathway.